This is a messenger RNA of Misgurnus anguillicaudatus (oriental weatherfish), 2043 nucleotides long. RefSeq names its product VPS37C subunit of ESCRT-I (gene vps37c). Gene Ontology annotation, cellular component: ESCRT I complex. Gene Ontology annotation, biological process: protein targeting to membrane; protein targeting to vacuole; ubiquitin-dependent protein catabolic process via the multivesicular body sorting pathway. NCBI's taxonomy places the organism in Eukaryota, Metazoa, Chordata, Actinopteri, Cypriniformes, Cobitidae. The record is from RefSeq and is a predicted model, not a curated record.
AUCAAAGCUGGGGGGUGUCUAUAAGUGUUUCAACAAAAGUAUCAUCAUGCCGUUAAAUUCUUGGAUUAGAGUUAGGUAACAUAACCAUGUUAGCUAUAAUAUUAAUGUGUAUUGUAUUGUCUUGAAUUUAAAUAUUAAUUGCGCAUUUAAACAAUCAUUUACUUCCCUAGACAUACUUGGACAAAAUUAAUAUUGGACUCGUCCAAAGAUGGCCGCGAUAUCUGUCAACGAGAAGUAAAACUUUCCUUUAAGAAUAGGCAUAUACACCGUAAAAAAAGACUUGUUUGUGCUGUUUUGUUCAAUUUGACAUCGGUGCUGUUUUGCUAGACAUAUAUUAUCAUCUGGUUUCGAGUUGUCCUUCCGUUUGACGCUGUUUUUUGAGGAUCAGGAACCCGCCUUACACAACUGCCUUCCUUUAAGUGUGCUAGCUGUGCGCUAACCGCGGGGAGAUUCCGCUCUCCGGCAAUAAUCUCGCGCACAUAUUCCCGGUCUGCCACGUUAAAUAAAACGCUAACCUCACAUUGAUACCACCGCGUGCGUGUUUCUCACAGAAAACCGGUUUUAACGUUGAAGUCGCCAGCGGGCUGUUUGUCAGUCUCGGCGCUUCCGUAUACAUCUCCACGUCACUCGCUUCCAGUUAAGUUUGAUGUUUUUCCAUGAGCAGCGUGCGGAGAGGACUUUGAUUUGCUUGUGCCUUCUGUCCUAGCAAAUCAAUGGAGAAGCUUCAAGAUCUCAGUCAGUCCGAGUUGCAGGAUUUGCUGGACAACUCGGAGCGGGUGGAGUCUAUGGCAUUGGAAUCUGAUGAGAUUCAGAAUAUUCAGCUGGAAAGGGAAAUGGCCCUGGCUGCCAACCGAAGUCUGGCAGAGCAAAACCUUGACAUGAAGCCCCGCCUUGAGACAGAGAGAUCACGGCUGGUGGAGAAAUACACUGAACUUGAGGCAGUGAGAGAGAAAUAUAAACAGCACUGUGUCCUGAGAGACAGUAUAAUGGGGCAGGUGUCUCCAGAGGCGCUAUUGUCUCGUCUGCAGAUAGAGGGCGACAACACAGAGGAAGAAUCAGAGACUCUAGCAAAUGAGUUUCUGGAAGGUUCGAUAACAUUGGACUCUUUCCUCGAACGCUUUCUUUCCCUCCGUUCCCUCACUCACACGAGACGGAUACGUAUUGAAAAGCUGCAAGAAAUUCUCAGCCAAAAAAGCAAAGGGAUAAGUGAUGCUGCAAUGACAUCACAACCCUGUGCCAAUCAGGAUGCUGGAUCAUCAUCAUCAUCAUCAUCAUGGCAACAACAGCAGCCUCAGCAGCAACAGAGCUCCAAAAUGAAUCCGCCCUCCAAUGCCUCCAGUUCUGCUCUUCCUUACAGCCCCUACCCUGUCGCACCACCCCCCAACCACCCCCCUUCAGCCACUGCAGCAGGCCCCAACAACUCUAGCACAGCAUUCCAGCCCUACCCCAGCCAAGGUGCCCCUUACCCUGCAGCAACGGGCUACCCCGCCCCCGGGCCCGCUCUUGGCCCUCCUGUUUGCCCAUACCCCACGCAGCCCACCCAGUUUCCUGGGCCACCGUUUGGGCAGUUCGCACCCGCGCCUGCCCCGUUCCCACGUCCAUACGCAUAUGGAGGGUAUGCCUACCCCACAGGCCCUCAUGGGCCAUCAACCCAGUCACCAACAGGUAGACCUCUUUAUAGGCCAGGUUUCGGGGUACCACAACAAUACUCCUGAGCCAUUCUACGUACGUCCCUGUCUCUACUUUUCAUUUUUCUCCCUCUCGUCUCCUUUGCCCCUCUCCUCCUCUUGCGCUGCCUUUUCCGUACCCUCAGAUUUGUGGUUUGUGUACCCAUGUCACAUCCUGUUCCUGUCUGAGGCUUAUAAAGAACACUUGAGAUUGGGUAAGCGUGUGCUUGUUCCCCCCAAUGAAACCUUAAUGAAAGACUCAGUCAGAGACUCUGUAUGGUUUUGAUGGCUCAAUUUUAAAGCAUGUAUUUCAAACCAUCUCGGCGUCGCUGACGCAGUUAUAUUUGAUGAUUAAAUGCAUUGUUUUUUGAGAAAA